UCCACCGACAAUGAUAUUCGAGGCACUUGCGGCUUGUCUGCAGCGCUAGGAGAAAAGAGGAGAGAAAGAGAGAACCUCACCUCCUCAAACAGCGAGUGAGGUAGAGGAGAAAAAGAGACAGAGCGCGAGAGGAAGACAAGAGGCUGUGGAGUAAAACGGAAAGACAACAGCGGCUUGGACCUCCAGCACAGGAGUGUUUAAUUGUCUGCAGCUUUAUUGUAAAGUGUCUAAUUUCCACACAGAUCCGACAUGUCAUCGUCCGGUAAAGACAACAGCGGUGCCCAACAUGCCAAUUACGUGGGACCUUACCGUUUGGAGAAGACGCUCGGGAAAGGACAGACAGGGUUGGUCAAGCUGGGAAUCCACUGUGUAACAUGCCAGAAAGUCGCCAUAAAGAUUGUCAACCGUGAGAAACUCAGUGAGUCAGUACUAAUGAAGGUGGAGCGAGAAAUAGCUAUUCUGAAGCUCAUAGAACACCCGCAUGUCUUAAAGCUACAUGAUGUCUACGAAAAUAAAAAAUACUUGUACCUUGUGCUAGAACAUGUGUCUGGUGGUGAGCUGUUUGACUACUUGGUGAAGAAGGGCAGGUUAACACCUAAAGAGGCCAGGAAAUUCUUCAGACAGAUCAUGUCUGCCCUGGAUUUUUGCCACAGUCAUUCCAUAUGCCACAGGGAUCUGAAGCCUGAGAACCUGUUGCUAGAUGAAAAGAACAACAUCAGGAUAGCAGACUUUGGCAUGGCCUCCCUUCAGGUCGGCGACAGUCUGCUGGAAACCAGCUGUGGAUCUCCACACUACGCCUGUCCAGAGGUCAUCAGGGGAGAGAAGUAUGAUGGGAGGAAAGCAGACGUCUGGAGCUGUGGGGUCAUUCUUUUUGCCCUGUUGGUGGGUGCCCUGCCGUUCGAUGACGACAACCUGAGGAAUCUGCUAGAGAAGGUGAAGUUGGGAGUGUUUCACAUGCCACACUUCAUCCCUCCAGACUGUCAGAAACUCCUCCGUGGCAUGAUCGAAGUGGAUGCCACCAAAAGAUUAACGUUAGAACAGAUCCAGAAGCACACAUGGUACAUAGGGGGGAAGAACGAACCAGAACCAGAGCAGCCGGUGCCCAGGAAGGUGACCAUCCGCAGCCUGCCCUCCGCAGACGACAUCGACCCAGACGUACUGGACAGCAUGCACUCCUUGGGCUGCUUCAGAGACAAAAACAAACUACUGAAAGACCUGCUCUCAGACGAUGACAACCAAGAAAAGAUGAUCUACUUCCUGUUACUGGACCGUAAGGAAAGGUACCCCAGUCAAGAGGACCAGAACCUUCCCCCUCGCAAUGAGAUCGAUCCCCCAAGGAAGCGGGUGGACUCUCCGAUGUUGAACCGUCACGGCAAGAGGAGACCGGAGAGGAAGUCCAUGGAGGUCCUCAGUGUCACAGACGGAGGCUCACCUGUACCAGCAAGGAGGGCUAUUGACAUGACACAGCAUGGGCAGAGUAAAUCAGUGUACAGUAAAAGCUUGGAUAUUCCUGACGCCAGUACAAAAUGCAGCAAAGAAGAAAGGUCGCGGUCUAUUAGUGGAGCCUCCUCUGGCCUCUCCACCAGCCCCCUCAGCAGCCCACGGCCUGUCAGAAAGUUCUGUGUACCACCUCAGUCCCCAGACUUGGCGCAGUCCCCGAACACAAGCCCCUGUCCAUCCCCUGAGCCCACCCCCAAUCGCACAGGCCCGCGUAUCUCCACCCCCAACUCGCUCGCUCCAAACAGCGAGCCCCUGCCAGACUCACUCAACAAGACGCAGACACUCCCCGCCAAACCCAAAGUCGUCCCCAAGCCCCUCCAAGCCACGCGGUCCAACCCGCUCCCUGAAUCCUCCCCAGAUCCAGCAUCAGCCAGAUCAGAGCCCUCCACUCCUUGCCAGCUCCCGAUGCAGCCACCCUCUGCCUCCGUACCCCCCACCCCUACUUCUCCGUCCUCCCCGUCCUCCCCCUUUUCCCCGUCCUCCAUCUCCAGUUCUCCCAUCCCGAACAGCCCCCAGGUACGGCGCUCCCAUUUUGCUGCCAACCCCCAGCUCUCUGUGCCCUUCAGCCCAGUGGUGCCCCUGUCGCCCAUCCGGCUGCACCACUUUCAUCCCGUGCCGCCGGCGCCUUCUUCCUUCACUGACCACCCGCCCAAAUCUAUCCCCCUCAUACAGGUCACCCCUCACCCCUCCCCUCGAGGCAGCCCCCUCCCUACCCCAAAGGGCACCCCGGUGCACACUCCCAAGGACAGCCCGGCCGGGACCCCCACCCCAACGCCGCCCCCCAGCCCUUCCAUUGGAGGCAUGCCUUGGAGGACGCGCCUCAACUCCAUCAAAAACAGCUUCCUGGGCUCACCACGGUUCCACCGCAGAAAACUCCAAGUUCCCACACAAGAGGAGAUGUCCAGUCUCACACCAGAGUCUUCCCCAGAACUUGCCAAAAAAUCCUGGUUUGGUAACUUCAUCAACCUGGAAAAAGAGGAGCAGAUCUUCAUCGUCAUCAGAGACAAGCCUCUCAGCUCCAUCAAGGCAGACAUCGUUCAAGCCUUUCUCUCGAUCCCCAGCCUGAGCCACAGCGUGAUCUCUCAGACCAGUUUUCGAGCAGAGUACAAGUCCACGGCUGGCCCUACGGUUUUCCAGAAGCCGGUGAAAUUCCAGGUGGAUAUCACCUACACGGAGAGCACAGCUGCCACCAAGGAGAACGGCAUCUACUCUGUCACCUUCACCCUGCUCUCAGGACCCAGCCGGCGCUUUAAGCGAGUAGUGGAGACGAUUCAGAGCCAGUUGUUAAGCACACAUGACCAGCCAGGGGUCCAACAGCUGUCUGGCAGCCCAUUGAGUAACUUCUUUGACGUAAUAAAACAACUUUUUUCAGACGAGAAGAACGGACAGGUGCCCUACCCCUCUGGCACGCCCACCAAGCGCUGCCCCUCGCCCAUGCACGUCCGGAGGCACGAGCCGGAACAUAAUGACACCAAAUGCCCCGCCGCGGGCCGAGACAGAGCCAAGUUGGCGAUGGCGUCCGUGGGGACACUGGAGGAGUCAUAGGUCGAGAGGCUGUGUAGUCGAGCCAGCGCUAAAAACCCAUCCCAGUAUCACUAUAAGAGAAUAUCCUAUCUGUACAUAGCUAGAUGUACAUAUCAUUUAUGGACACUUUUUUGUAUAAAAUGACUUUAUAUAGAUAGAAAUAUAUUAAGAGAAUCAAAGUGAUAUUUUACAAACAGUAUAAUGCACCUACAUGACACACACACACACACUCCUGUCCUUCCACUCCCCCUUUCAUUAUCCACCAUCAUCAUCAUCAUCCACCCCUCUGCCCCAACCAUCUGAUCGCCCUGUGGCUCUGUUUUUUGCUCCGUCGCUGCUAACCUGUGUCAUGACCUGACUUGUUUCUGAUACCAGGAAUUAUCCAGAAAACCUAUUAAGCCCCUCCUCCUGCUCCUUCCCUCCACCACCACUUCCACCACCACCACCACCCUCCCCCCACGAGCGUGCCGAGAAGGGACGGACAUUUGUUGACGGAGGACUGCUUUUAGAGGUGCGCUGGAAAAAAAAAAAAAGGAGGAGGAGGGGGGGGGGUUACCAUGGAAACAGACCCUUCAUGCAGACUUCUACCUUCAUCUCCCUCUGCGCCACCUUCUCCACCUCUGGCAGCCAUCAGUAGAAGUAGAUGAAAAUACCUUUAGUGUCCCCGCCCCCCUCAUCUUAGGAUCACACACACACACACACACACACACACACACACAUGUGCACAACAAAUCCACACAAAUCCCAAUGAGACAAGAACGCACAUUCCCUUCACCAACCGGCCCCCCUUUUUCCUCUCGAGGAGCAUCAAUUGGAGACAUUUUACAAAAAGACACUACAUACACAACACAUGUAUGUAUGUAUGCACAGAAAACUCUGGGAUGUAUUAACAAGAACAACAACAACAACAACAAAAAAGAAGACAUGCAGAGACUGAUUCAGAGGAGGAGAGAAGGGGGAGGAGUUUUGUGGAAAAGCCCAAACAGCCGACGCGGAUGCUUGCUGGAUUGUAUUUGUUUGCUUUUUAAUGUACUUUCUUUGUGAAGAACUGGGUUUAAAAUACUAACUGACUUUAUUAGACUUAAUACUAUUGCUGCAAACGGACUGGAAUUGUGAUUUCAGAGAGGAGCUGGGUGUGAGCAGAACCGGGCAGGGGAGGGGCAGAGGGGGAGAUGAUACGAUAGCUAUAGGGUUGGAGGGAGGGCCGCGGGUGGGUAUUUGGGUAUUUAAAAUGAAUGAUCUAUUCUGUUGUACAGACUGAUAUCAUUUCUUAUGUAUAAAAAAAAUGAAAUGUCUAGUUGUGACACUAUGUUUAGAUACCAUAGGGUCAGGUUGGUAAACCUGUGCCUGCCACAUACUGUACUUUUAAAUUCUUCUGUGUAUUUUUGUUACAUGAUCAUUUUCUGUCUUCUGUUCGAUUGACCUAAUAAUGAUCCAAACAUUCCUGUUUGUGUUAUCUGCAGCACUUUGUCUUUGGUUUUCCAUUUAUACCUCUCUCUUAGUCUCACUUACCAGCAGUAGGAGUAGAGGAACAAAAAAAAAGGACAAAAAAAAAGACAACGUGAUAAAUGCAAUUGUGGAUAUUUUUGUAUUUCUGUCCUUAUUUAUUCAUGUUUGUUCAUCUCACUGUUUGAUUUCCUAAUUUAUCAUAACUUGGCUAUUUAUAUGAACAAAGCUGUUAGGUCAGUUGAAUGUUAUUUAUUACCCUCUUGUGUGUUCGUAAAUGGGGCAACAUUUAAAGAAAAUAAUGAACUUUUUUUUUUUUUCUUUUGUUUUGGUCUGCAUUUAACAGAAUUAUGUGACAAGUCACAAAUUCUCUUUUUCUCUGAUGUCUCCAAGGAGGGAAAGAGAACUUGUAUGAACUCUUGAAAAAAAAUUAUUUACCAGUAAUUUAAGAAUGUAGACUUAGCCUCUUUUUGGAGAGGGAAUAUGCUCUUCUAUUGAUAUUUGUCAGUUUCAUAUUAUUGUGCGUGUAGGCCAGGCCUGAGGAGAAGGACACCACAGAUCCCAAUCUACUUCUUCUCUUUGUAAAUAUACAGACAAACCGUGGGGGUUGAUUGUCUUCUCAACCAUACUGGGGAUUCCUGCUCUAUGCUUUUAGCUUGUAUUGCUGUGUGCAUGUCAAACAUGAGCUUUUCUUUGCAUGGCUUUAGUGUUCAUGUUCCAUGCCAAACUCACUCCUUCUCUCAGCCUUCAUUGAUUCUCUCUCUCUCUUCUCUCUCUCUCCACAAAACUACCUUUUAAAUGUUUUAAAUUCCCCCUCUGUCCCCUACUUUUCACCCUCUCUGCUUUGAUUUCUGGCCUUCUUCUUCUUUUUUUUUUUUAAUUAUUCCCUCGCUCCUGCUUAAUCCCUCCCCUUCCUCCUCCUCUUAUCUUGUGCACAAAGUUUUUGAACGAUGCUUCCUUUACUCUGUACCUCUCGCUGGAAGGCUCGGAGGUCUGGGCUCUCUCUACCUGUCGAAGGUAGACGAGGCACAGUGAGGGGAUAUCAGUACACAAACACAAAGCAAUACCCUAUCGUUCACCCUCCUUUCUGUUUUCUACAAUGGGAAGCUAGCAGCACCAAGGACAUCUGAUGAUUCUGAGGCCCAGAGCGGUCUUUUGACAGAGCAGGAACAAAACAGACUGAUGUAAUCCCCAUAUAAAAUAACUGUGAGCAUCUUCAGUGCUGAAACAAAUAAACUCAUUAAGUUAU
Messenger RNA from Epinephelus lanceolatus (giant grouper), 5719 nucleotides. The record is from RefSeq and is a predicted model, not a curated record. NCBI's taxonomy places the organism in Eukaryota, Metazoa, Chordata, Actinopteri, Perciformes, Serranidae.